AUGUCUACAGCUCUCAUUCUAGGCGCAACGGGCGCAACAGGCAGAUUUCUCCUUCGCGAGCUUCUCGCAAACGACCAAUGGUCCAAAGUCGGCGAAUAUGGGAGACGAGUAACCCCCGAAGCCGACCUUCCCCAGAAUAGGGGCAAACUGGAGCAGAAAACAAUCAACUUUGAGAAUCUGGAAGCAGCAGGGCUGAAGGAUGGGCGAUGGGAUGUCGUGUUCGUCACCCUCGGGACGACUCGCGCGAAUGCAGGGAGCGCAGAAAUGUUUGAGAAGAUUGACAGAGAGUAUGUGGUGAACGCUUGUAAGGCUGCAAAGACAGAUGAUCCGGAACAUCCACAACGUGUCGUGUAUCUGUCGUCUGGUGGUGCUAACCCAUCCUCUUACUUCCUAUAUCCGAGGUACGCAAACAUAACCACGCACGUCCUUGGGUAUGCGGACACCAUCGUUUUCCGCCCAGGUUUCCUCAAAGGAGCUCAACGUGCCAAUAAAAGGUUUACAGAGACCAUAGCAGGCUACGUGACGGGCGCUGCGUCGCAUUUUACGUCCAGCGUGGAGAUUCACGUUCCCGUUCUCGCAAAUGCCAUGAUGAAAGCAGGCAUCCUGGGUUCAUCUGGCCUACCGCCCGCUGUGGGUGCUACUAAGGCAGGACAGGAAGAUGCGUGGUUUACUUUGAUAGAUAACAAAGGCGCGCUCGUUCUUGGGCAGGAGUGA
This is a messenger RNA of Suillus fuscotomentosus, 714 nucleotides long. RefSeq lists its product as uncharacterized. The transcript is spliced from 5 exons. The record is from RefSeq and is a predicted model, not a curated record. Gene Ontology annotation, biological process: import into nucleus. Bases 1 to 714 code for a protein of 237 amino acids. Gene Ontology annotation, cellular component: cytoplasm. Lineage: Eukaryota; Fungi; Basidiomycota; Agaricomycetes; Boletales; Suillaceae.